AUGAGAGUGAGCUUUUUUUUUUUGGAUAAAGAAUACAAAAUGUUAGAAGGUGAAGAGCCGAUGGACUGUUCGGAGGAUAAAGAGCAGGAGAAGCCAAAACUGAAGCUAAUGGAUCUGCCAAUUAAUAUCCUACAAAGUAUCAUUUCCAAGGUGGACUGUCACCACCAGAAGUACCUCCGAAAUGUCUCCCAGGGCAUGCGUGAGCUUCACACUGACCACAUGCUGCGUCAUCACCAGAUCUUUGUGCGGGCUCAUCAGGCGAAAAGCGAGGAGAGUGAAGAGGCUCUUAGAGCAAGAACCAUGCUGGAGACUCUUGCGUAUGCCAUCAGUAUUUAUCGCAGCUUGGGUUUUGAAAACUAUUUCGUCAACAGCCUCAUGCACUUUUACGAAGAUCUGAAGGUGAAAUAUCGUGAAGCAGAUGGAGAUCCACAAUCCCAACAUAUGACUCGAUUCAUCAAACAGUUUCUGAACAGCUUGGAACGUCCAUACCUCCACGGGGUACCAGCCAACAAGACGCAGCAGUUUCACGAAUUGAGAUUACUCUACACCUUGUCAUUGUUUAAGAUUGUGCGGAAAUUCCGAGAGUUUCGUAUUACUAGCUGGCGCAUGAACCUCAUGCAUUGGCACCUCCAGAUCGAGGUGAGCAGUAUGUUUUUGGGAGUGAUUAUGCAACGGAGGAGUGAGCCUCCUAACCAGGUCAAGCGAAAUGACUUUAUGGCCAUGAUGGCGGAGCUACUAUAUUACGACACUCAGCGAAGGAGAUUCACCGGAUUCAAGGACGCUGGCAACGUUAUCUACACAUAUGGUUUGCGACCUGACCCUGCAACAAGGCACAGUUACAUGGUCCUCAAGUUCGUUGUCUUGGCCCCGAAGAGAAUCCUUCGGAUUUUGCAGAACGCCAUAACCGGAAAGUGUGAUACCCUUUCGCCCAAUAGUAUCCCCCCUUGCUCGGCAUUUAGUAUGCGUUUGGAGGCGUACUCUAAACCUGGUAAUCGUUUCAAUAGUUUACCGAUAAAAAUUUCAGUUUUGGAGACUACUGAUACGGCAUAG
Messenger RNA from Drosophila bipectinata, 1050 nucleotides. RefSeq lists its product as uncharacterized. The record is from RefSeq and is a predicted model, not a curated record. NCBI's taxonomy places the organism in Eukaryota, Metazoa, Arthropoda, Insecta, Diptera, Drosophilidae.